Messenger RNA from Pistacia vera, 2010 nucleotides. Its product is annotated as pollen receptor-like kinase 4. The coding region runs from base 1 to 2010 and encodes 669 amino acids. Gene Ontology annotation, molecular function: protein binding; protein kinase activity; ATP binding. The record is from RefSeq and is a predicted model, not a curated record. Gene Ontology annotation, biological process: protein phosphorylation. The transcript is spliced from 3 exons. Lineage: Eukaryota; Viridiplantae; Streptophyta; Magnoliopsida; Sapindales; Anacardiaceae.
AUGAGUGCGCACGUAGCAAGGCCUGCGCACAUUCUAGCGUCAAGGUAUAUUGUUGUUCUUGUUUUGAUUAUACCAUUCGGGGGCACGUCAUUUGGUGAAUCAGAUAUUGAUAUCCUCUUAAAAUUCAAGGAUUCUCUUCAAGAUAAAGUCGCUCUCGAGAAUUGGAGUCCUAAUAUAAAUCCUUGUUCUUGGAAUUAUGCAAAUUGGAAUGGUGUUCUUUGUUCGAAUGCGAGCAUAUGGGGGUUGAAACUUGAGCAUAUGGGGCUAAAAGGAUUGAUAGACGUUGAUUCUCUUGGUUCAAUGAACUCUUUACGUAUGAUGAGUGUUAUGAACAAUAGAUUUGAGGGUCCACUUCCUGAUAUUAAAAAAAUGGGCUCGUUGAAAUCUUUGUAUUUAUCGAAUAAUGGUUUUUCUGGGUCGAUUCCGGAUGAUGCAUUUGAGGGUAUGUCAAUGUUAAAGAAAUUAUAUUUGGCAAACAAUAAACUUUCAGGUAACAUUCCUUCGUCGCUUGCCGGCUUGCCUAAACUUAUGGACUUAAGGCUUGAAGCCAAUCAAUUUGAGGGAAAGAUUCCUGAUUUUAAGCAGAAUAGUUUAAAUAUGAUCGAUUUGUCCAACAAUGAAUUGGAAGGUGAAAUCCCUGCAAGCCUAAGCAAAAUGGAUCCGGCAUCAUUUACAGGCAACAGAAAUUUAUGCGGGCAGCCUCUAGAUGCGUGCCAGCAACCCUCCACGUCCCCAAAGAACGAAAGCCAGCCACAGCCGCCACUGCCGCCACCUGCGGCUGAGAACCGGCAGGCAGAGGUGAGCCAGGAGAAUGUAUAUGUUCUAAAAAUUGUGAUAAUUGUGAUAGUUGUGGCGAUAGUAUUAGCGCUUAUUGCUGCAGCUGUAAUCAUAUUCUUUCGCAAAAACCAAAAAUCACAAAUGGAUCGAGUUUCAUCAUUGGAAGUUUCAAGCAAAAUGGGCGGCGCAAGUUCUUUAGGAAACGAAGGGCUGGUACACAAUUCCCUUCCUGAGGUAGUAGAGGUCCCAAGGAAAUCUGAUUAUGGGAGGCUUUCAUUUGUAAGAGACGAUCAACAGAAGUUUGAUCUACAAGAUAUGCUUAGAUCCUCUGCAGAAGUUUUGGGAAGUGGGACUUUUGGUGCUUCAUACAAGACCGGUUUAUGUGGACGGAUGUAUGUUGUGAAGAGAUAUAAGCAAAUGAACAAGAUUGGAAGAGAUGAUUUUCAUGAGCACAUGAGACGGAUUGGGAGGUUGAGUCAUCCAAAUUUGUUGCCUCUUACGGCUUACUACUAUAGGAAAGAGGAAAAGCUCUUGGUUUAUGAGUUUGUGGAGAAUGGUAGCUUGGCCAAUAAACUUCAUGCCAAACAGAAAACAGACGAACGAGGACUCGAUUGGCCCAGCCGCUUAAAAAUCAUAAAAGGCGUGGUGAAGGGAUUGUCUUACCUUCACAGUGAACUCCAUAAUCCAGUUCUCCCUUAUGGUCAUCUCAAAUCAUCCAAUGUGCUUCUAGGCAAAUCCUUUAAGCCUCUUUUGACAGAUUAUACUUUGAGACCCGUGAUCAACCCCGACAGCGCUCAUAAAUACAUGCUCGCCUACAAGUCACCAGAGUAUACAAGAUCCGGCCGCAUUUCUAAAAGAUCCGAUGUAUGGAGCCUUGGAAUAUUAAUCCUUGAGGUACUUACAGGCAAGUUCCCUGAAAACUAUCUUCUUCCUCAAUAUGAUAGUGAUACAAGUUUAUCAACUUGGGUCAAUCAAAUGGUAAAGGAGAAACUUUUGAGCGAAGUUUUCGAUACAGAGAUGGGAGAAGUGAAGCAUAGCAAGAGUGAAAUGAUAAAUCUUUUGAAGAUUGGUUUGAGUUGUUGUGAUGAGGAUGCUGAGACAAGGAUGAGUUUGAAGGAGGCUGCUGAGAAGAUUGAGGAGAUAAAAGAGGUAAACUCUAAAGAUCAAGAAGCGAAUUCGUUUACCAGCAAUGUGAGGCCUGAGGAAGAAUCAUCUUUCUUAAUGCAUGGCUAA